Camellia sinensis is the source of this 1850-nucleotide messenger RNA. Its product is annotated as UPF0481 protein At3g47200-like. The record is from RefSeq and is a predicted model, not a curated record. Lineage: Eukaryota; Viridiplantae; Streptophyta; Magnoliopsida; Ericales; Theaceae.
GGGUUGUCGAGGAAGAAUACAGAGGAUAUAUAAAGAGCAACACAGAGCUUGUCUACGCCGAGAAUGCAGAAAGCCAAACGCCCCAAGUCCUUCUCUAGCUCCUCUGAACCCUUUUGGUUGUGAGCUCUACAAGAUAACAAGUGGUGUUGAGCGGCGAUGCAAGAGCAUACCGUCGACAUUGAAGAAAGAGAAGCUAUGACCUAUGAACCACCUUGUAUCUUUAGAGUGCAUGAAGAACUGCGUAAUGUAAAUACAAACGCAUACACACCUAGGCUAGUCUCCAUAGGGCCUUACCACCACGGUCAACCCAAACUACUUGCUAUGGAAAAACAUAAAGAACGUUAUUUGGAAUUAGUUCUUCAACGUACCCAUCAGACACAGAAGCAUUACUUGAAUUCCAUGAAAAUGUUAGAAGAAAGAGCUCGCAAGUACUAUGCAGACCCCAUUGACCUCGACAGUGACAAGUUCGUGAAGAUGAUGCUAUAUGAUGCUUGCUUUAUUGUUGAGUUUCUUGAUCUUGUGACUCAUUAUGACAGUGCUAAGUUUCAACGUCAACAAGGACAACAAUCACAAGAUGUGGGUCACGAUUACGACCCCAUUGUCAACACAUCAUGGAUGAAAGCACAUAUUUGCUGUGACUUGAUGCGGCUUGAAAACCAACUUCCAUUCUUUGUUAUAUUUAAAUUUUUUUCCAUCAGCACCGGGACCCAAAAUUCAAACCAAAAUCCUCCUUCUACCUUCAUCCCCAUGCAGUCGGUUACGUAUCCUUUCUGUCGGAUCAUGCCAAAAAAGUUCGACAUUUCCAUUAUCAGUUUUAAAGAUACAUCCGUCUCUGAAAGCAAGCACUUUCUUGACUUGUUGCAUAAUGUUUAUCGCCCCUCCUCCAGAGAAAAGUCAAAUGAAUGCCAAAACAAGAAUCAGAGAACUUCCUUUAUGAUGCCGUCUGUGAUAGAGCUUCGGGACGCUGGUAUCAAGUUCGAGGUUGUGGAGGAUGAUGAUAAGCCCAACCUCAGCAUAUUCGAUAUCCGCUUCGAACAUGGUCAUUUUAAAAUACCAAAGUUUGAGGUCGAUGAUUGGACAGAAACAUUCUUCCGUAACAUCAUUGCCUAUGAGCAACAUUCCUCAGAUGACAAACAACAAUAUUUCACCGAUUAUACAUACUUCAUGGGUCUACUUAUCAACUCCAAAGAAGAUGUGAAACAACUUCGUAGCCAUGGUGUUCUUGACAACUGUCUGGGUGAUGACGAAGAGGUGGCACUUAUGUUUAACAAACUGGGUCACGGAACAAUAAUUGAGGAUCAGCUCUACUAUGCUGAAAUGUGCAGCGAAGUGAACGCUCAUUGCAAGAGAUGGUGGAACAAAACAAAAGCUUCAUUGAAGCGUGAUUACUUCAAAAAUAUAUGGGUUACUGUUGCCACUAUGGCAGCUGCUUUUCUCCUCCUCCUCACUAUCACACAGACUGUCAUUGCCCUAAUUAUGAUUAUUAUUUCGCCCCCCUCCCGACGUUGAUCUGAUGUUGUUUGCUCAGGCCACCACCCUGUCAUCCACUAUUUUAUUUCAACAAACUAUUAUGCAUCUGCAUGUGAAACAGUUUCUAUGUUUGUAUUAAUGUGAGUGAGAGUGAAUGUGUUUUCAGAAUAAGUGUACUGUGUUAACGCAUGAGCUUAAAUAUUCAAUGUGUUAUCAUGGGAAUGUUUGAGAUUUCUUCUGCGUUCGGUUUAUAUGUGCCUAAGAUUUGUUAGAAUGAGCUAUGAUUUUACUUUCUAGGUCUGUUCCGUGUUAGAAUUAUUACCCCCAAAACUAUACCUCCAUAAUCAAUGCAACCCCUGUCCUUUUUAUAAUUUUAAUUU